Messenger RNA from Pteronotus mesoamericanus, 696 nucleotides. RefSeq names its product sperm-tail PG-rich repeat containing 4 (gene STPG4). Bases 1 to 696 code for a protein of 231 amino acids. The transcript has 7 exons. Gene Ontology annotation, molecular function: histone binding; chromatin binding. Gene Ontology annotation, cellular component: female pronucleus; germinal vesicle; male pronucleus. The record is from RefSeq and is a predicted model, not a curated record. NCBI's taxonomy places the organism in Eukaryota, Metazoa, Chordata, Mammalia, Chiroptera, Mormoopidae. Gene Ontology annotation, biological process: epigenetic programing of male pronucleus.
AUGGACCAGCCAGUCAUCGGCAUCACCUCCACCGCAAAACCAACCCAGAAGACAGCAUCUUUUGAAAGAGAAAGAUGGUGGAGAGCAGUAUUAACGACUACUCCUGUCCCUGGCACUUACCACUUGAAAACUUUUAUUGAAGAAUCCCUAUUAAAUCCUGUGGCAGCAACCUAUAAUUUUAAAAAUGAAGGAAGAAGAAAACCACCUCUUGUGCAAAGAAACAAUCCAGUACUAAAUGACCUUCCUCUGUACGUGCCUCCUGACUUCUUGGAGUUGUUGAAGAAGCAAGUGGUCACUUAUUCAUUUAAAGACAAACCACGGUCAGGCCCCAGCACACUGGUUUACAAAGAUCAGUCAGAUAAGCUUUCACCAGGACAAUACAAUCUGCUUCCUGCACCAGUUCCCAAAUAUGCUUCCAGGAGUUUUGUAUUUCGUUCUACAGUUCAAAGGUUUCCAACAGCUUGCUUCACUCCUCACGAAGGCCCAGGACCAGGUCAUUAUAACGUGAAAACACCUCCAGCAAGUUCUAUUACUUCUUGUUUUCAGUCCAAAGUACCUCGUUUCUUGCCUGCCUGUUCAAAAACCCCGGGUCCAGGAGCGUACACAUCUUCAGCACAAUUCCCCAAGCAGCCCCGGACCAUAGCCAAAAUGGGGCGAGAACAUAGCCUGUUCUUCAACAACACAAUCGGCUUUUAA